Ochotona curzoniae (black-lipped pika) is the source of this 1854-nucleotide messenger RNA. RefSeq names its product C-type lectin domain family 3 member A (gene CLEC3A). The record is from RefSeq and is a predicted model, not a curated record. Lineage: Eukaryota; Metazoa; Chordata; Mammalia; Lagomorpha; Ochotonidae. The transcript has 3 exons. The coding region runs from base 1 to 591 and encodes 196 amino acids.
AUGGCAAAGACUGGCCUUGUGAUCUGCAUCCUGGUGAUUACCUUACUCCUGGACCAGACCACCAGCCACACGUCCAGACUGAAAGCCAGGAAGCACAGCAAACGCCGAGUGAAAGAGAAAGAUGGAGAUCUGAAAACUCAAGUUGAAAAGCUCUGGAGAGAAGUCAAUGCAUUGAAGGAAAUGCAAGCCCUGCAGACAGUCUGCCUCCGAGGCACGAAAUUUUAUAAGAAAUGCUACCUGGCUUCAGAAGGCUUGAAAUAUUACCAUGAAGCCAAUGAAGACUGUAUUUCCAAGGGAGGGACCCUGGUUAUCCCCAGGAACUCUGACGAAACCAACGCCCUCCGAGACUACGGUAAAAAGAGCAUGCCAGGUGUCAACGACUUCUGGCUGGGCAUCAACGACAUGGUCACAGAUGGCAAGUUUGUCGAUGUCAAUGGAGCCACAGUCUCCUUCCUCAACUGGGAUCGUGCACAACCUAACGGUGGUAAACGGGAAAACUGCGUCCUGUUCUCCCAGUCAGCUCAAGGGAAAUGGAGCGACGAGGUCUGUCGCAGCAGUAAGAGGUACAUAUGUGAGUUUACCAUCCCUUAAAAGACUCUUGUCAAGGGAAUCUUCCAAGCAAGAUUGGUCAUGAUCGAUGGUCUUGUGGGACCCAAGAGUAAGUUAGCAACAUAAUCAACAACUGCCAAAAUUGCAACCCAGAAAUCAACAUCUGCAGCCAUGUAACAGGGUCAGCUGAUUUUCCCAUCAUACUGCAUUGUCAUUUUGCCCUCUUUGGGUCAUACAGGAUCAGAAAAUAAUGAUCCUUUGCACACUGUUUAGUGGCUUCUGCAGCGCAUGCUAACAAAUCUCCUUUUACUUUUCUCAUCCUGUUCGUUUGCACAGACGUAACAGUUAUGUCCAAUCCAGAAAGCAAGAGAUUUCCUUUUGUAAGUGCAGCAAAUAUCUGGUUGGUAAGAGCUUCUUAAAUCAGAGAUUCUCUGCGCAACACCAUCCAAAGGCUUUUCCACCUGAUGUCUCACCUGUGCCCCCCAACCCCCACCAGAAACAACACCUGCCUGUCCCCAGCCCUUUCCCUGAUCAUCUCCAGAUGAGGUGUGUGUCUCAUUGGCCUGUCAAAGAUGUCUGAAGAGGUACUGUUCGAACUCUGCCUUCUUGGAAACCAUCCUCCCAACUUCUUUGGAAGUUCUCAAUCAAGGUCCAUCAGGAAAUAACAAGGAAAACAUUUUUUGACCAAGUUCUACACCCAGCAUUACAACUUCUGAUCCAAAUGGGUUACCACAGGGCAAGGUCCAGGCAGCCAACAGUACAAGAAAAGGAAACAAAAUUUAAAAACCUGGCUUUCUUUUGGCUUAGCUUCGCUUACUCUCUCCCUAUAUAAAGUUGAGAGUGUGAACAUUAUAUUUGUAGAGUAUAUAUUAGUUUCCUUUUUAACAUUCUUUUUAUGCAUGUGUGCUUUCCAACCAUCACCAUAUAUUUAAGUCUCUUCAGAACUAUCUUUUUUAAGUCAAAAAUUAGAUUAAAAGAAAGAAAAAGAUUAGAUGUGAAUCAUACUAUUUUGGAAUUAUACACCUAAGCAUUUGUUUUAUUCUGCCAAAUUCUAUUGCCAUUAGCUGUUUAACUAGAUUGAAUAAAAUAAGUUUACCGUUUAAGACAAAAUUACAAAGUUUUUAGGACUGAAGAAAACAGGCUUUCUAUAAGUAUUUUAAAUACAUUGUGUUCUUUCAAUAAAUAUAUAUUUUUCUUUUAAAUCCUGAAUGUGUUUUGUGAAAUAUAUCCUAUUCUGCAAACAUUAACUGCAUGUGCUUGGAAUUAAGUUUUAACAGUGUAUAAUAAUAAAAUCUGGGUUCCGAU